This is a messenger RNA of Chelonus insularis, 2299 nucleotides long. RefSeq names its product ATP-binding cassette sub-family G member 5. The transcript is spliced from 6 exons. Gene Ontology annotation, biological process: transmembrane transport. NCBI's taxonomy places the organism in Eukaryota, Metazoa, Arthropoda, Insecta, Hymenoptera, Braconidae. The coding region runs from base 399 to 2279 and encodes 626 amino acids. The record is from RefSeq and is a predicted model, not a curated record. Gene Ontology annotation, cellular component: plasma membrane; ATP-binding cassette (ABC) transporter complex. Gene Ontology annotation, molecular function: ATP hydrolysis activity; ABC-type transporter activity; ATP binding.
UUUUCUCUCUUGGUUCUUCUCUCUAUUUGGAUCUCACUGGAUCCUGUGCACCUUCGAAGGUUCCCCACUACACGUCAAACUUUUUAAUAAGAAGGGAAGACAUUCACCUCGGCAUAACCACCACAAAAGUUAACUCCCUGUUCAAGGUAGGUAUCCACAGGUAUCCAUUCCCCACCGAUACGAGUUGAGUGGCGUAGCCACAACUGGCAUCAGCUUGUAUCGCUUCAAUUCUCUUUUCACUUCUCUUCAGUUUUCAUUGGUUUUACUCCAACUUUAUUAUCAGAGACUAUUUUUAAUUAGAAAACUCUCCAGUGAAAUUAUUUAAUAUGAAUUUAUAAAAUAAAAUUAUCUACUAAAAUUCAGAAUACUAAUAAAAUAAAAAGAAUAAAAUCUUCAAAAUGACAAUACAUGAGUGCACGUUAGAUGUUUCAAAUGUCUAUCAUUCUACGUCAGUUCUUUUGGAAGGAGGAAGUUGUAUAUCAAAGUCUGAACCUACUGCAGUAUUAAGAGAUGUGUCUGCACGAGUUCAUGGAGGAGAAGUAUUAGCAGUACUUGGUUCUAAAGGAUCUGGAAAACGAGCUCUACUAGAUGUCAUUGCUGGAAGAGCAGUUGGAGAAACUAGAGGAAGAAUAACUUUAGGAGGAAGUCUGUUAACGAAUGAAUUAUUUCGACGUCAUGGUGGAUAUGUAUCUCACCGAUGUUAUUUAUUACCAAGUUUAACAGUUCGACAAACCUUGAAUUAUGCUACAUGGUUAGCUAAUCUGAAUAAUCGAGAAUUACGAGUACGUCAAACUCUUGCAGAUUUAGCUUUAUCUCAAGUAGCUAAUAGAUCAGUCAAUGAUUUAACGAAACCAGAAUAUCGGCGAUUGAUGUUGGGAGUUCAGUUGGCAAAAGAUCCAAUGCUUUUACUUCUUGAUGAACCCACUUGGGAUACAGAUCCUUUGAAUACUUAUUUAAUUGUUUCAAUGCUUUGGUCUUAUGCUACACGACGUGGAUCUAUUGUUGUAUUAACGAUGGAAACACCAAGAUCUGAUGUAUUGCCUUUUGUCAGCAGAGUAACACUUCUAUGUCUUGGAGCAGUUGUUUAUUCAGGACCAACUAGAAGUAUGUUAGAUUACUUCACUUAUAUUGGAUUUCCUUGUCCUGAAUUGGAGAAUCCUUUAAUGUAUUACUUGUGCCUUUCGACAGUUGAUCGACGAUCUAGAGAACGAUUUUUGGAGUCAAACCAACAAAUAUCAAAUCUUGUUGAAAAAUUUAAAAUUGAAGGUGGGUUAUAUAUGAAAGAAGCACCUCAAGGUCCUUCUAGCGUUAAAGAAACACCUGUAGGAUAUUUACAUAAAGGUUUAGGUCGUGGUAUUAAACCCGGAUGUUUUUCAACACUAUUAGCUUUAUAUUUGCGAGGCAUGACUGCAACAUUUUCCUUUAAUAAAUCAGGACUUGGUCAUUUUGCGGCUCGUAUUUUAUUAUUGCCAUUUUGUUUGGCAUUGUUAAGUAUUUUGUAUUCACAUUCAAGUCCUGUGCAAUCGAGAAUAUUUUUACAAACAGGAGGCCUUGUUUUCAAUUGUUUAACAUUGUUUUAUAUCGCUGGAAUUGCCACAACAACUUUAUUGUUUCCAGGUUUUCGUGCAAGAUAUUAUCAGGAAAAAAGAGAAGGAUUAUAUGGUGGAGCAAUGUUUUUAACAUCGUAUACACUUUUAAGUCUUCCUUUGAGUUUUAUUUCCACAGCCAUAACCGUUGGAAUUCUAGUGCCUAUUUUAGAGCUAGAUGCUAUUUCAUGGGCUUACACUUCAGGAGUUCUUUGGGCGAGUUACGUAGCUGCAGAACAAAUAACGAUUGCAUUUUUUAUGGUAAUCCAACGACCUCUCACUGGUGCAAUUGCUGUAUUGUAUUUAACGUUGGUUUCUCUGGUCCUUGCUUCUGGUGGAGUUCGAAGUUUACGAAAUCUACCAACUUGGUUAGCAGCUGUUUCAACAGCAUUACCGAUAAGAUAUUCAUCUUUAGCUAUCAAUCAAUUAACCAUUGAUAUGCCAACAUUCUCAAACUUACCAUACAAUGAGAGCCUUUCAUGUCCAGGAAUUCCUGGACUUUGUAGAUAUCCUGACGGUCGUUCUUAUUUAGUUGAAAGAUUUACUCGUGAAGGGGAAAAUAUAUCGCAAGUAUUAAAUGUUGAUUUAAAUUUGCUUAUCUCUUUAGCUUUCGCUCUUGGUCUCGUAAUUUUAAACAGUAUUCUUUAUCUUCUUCCACUUCCCGCAAAAGUUAAGGCUAAAUUUCGUGAAUAAUAAUUUUCAUUAUUUUAUAA